Molecule: messenger RNA, 693 nt
Organism: Capsicum annuum
Lineage: Eukaryota; Viridiplantae; Streptophyta; Magnoliopsida; Solanales; Solanaceae
Product: beta-amyrin synthase-like
Exons: 6
Coding region: 1-693 (230 amino acids)
Biological process (GO): triterpenoid biosynthetic process
Cellular component (GO): lipid droplet
Molecular function (GO): beta-amyrin synthase activity
Source: RefSeq, a predicted model, not a curated record
AUGAAGAAAUCAGCCAUGAAGUUGCCACAAUUGCAUUGCGUAGAGCAAUUCAUUUUUUCUCAGCAGUACAGGCUAGUGAUGAAGGAAAAUGCUGGUCCUCUAUUCUUUCUUCCACCUCUCAAUGAAGAUGGUGGAUGGGGUUUGCACAUAGAAGGUGAUAGUACUAUGUUCUGUACAUCUCUGAGUUACAUAUGCAUGAGGAUACUUGGAGAAGGGCCAGAUGGUGGCGAAAAUAAUGCCUGUGCUAGAGCAAGGAAAUGGAUUCUUGAUCAUGGUAGUGUCACUGCAAUUCCUUCUUGGGGGAAAACAUGGCUCUCGAUUCUUGGAGCUUUUGAAUGCUUAGGAACCAAUCCAAUGCCACCUGAGUUUUGGAUUCUUCCAUCUUUUCUUCCCAUGCAUCCAGCAAAAAUGAUGUGUUACUGUCGAACGGUCUACAUGCCAACGUCUUAUCUCUACGGGAAGAGAUUUGUUUGUCCAAUCACACCUCUCAUUUUGCAAUUGAGGGAAGAGUUAUAUGAUCAACCAUACAAUGAAAUUAACUGGAAAAAAGUACGCCAAAUUUGUGCAAAGGUGUUGUGUAUGCUUGCAUGUUGGGUUGAGGAUCCAAAUGGCAGUUAUUUCAAAAAACAUCUUGCUCGGAUUCCAGAUUUUUUAUGGGUAGCUGAAGAUGGAAUGAAAAUGCAGUUUCGGUAG